Messenger RNA from Strongylocentrotus purpuratus (purple sea urchin), 3572 nucleotides. RefSeq lists its product as uncharacterized. The transcript is spliced from 6 exons. NCBI's taxonomy places the organism in Eukaryota, Metazoa, Echinodermata, Echinoidea, Camarodonta, Strongylocentrotidae. The record is from RefSeq and is a predicted model, not a curated record. The coding region runs from base 101 to 2245 and encodes 714 amino acids. Gene Ontology annotation, molecular function: ATP hydrolysis activity.
UUUGAGUAACACAGCCACUAAACCAAAAAGUAAACUCAACCAGGAGCAAAAUGCUGAAAAGGAAGAUGUGUUAGUCCAACUUUUUCAAGAUGCAGAAGAUAUGUUAGAGCAAGUUUUUCAAGAUGCAGAAGAUUGGGGUGCUGAUUUUAUGACUAGCUUGGCACAUACACCUCAGCAACAACAGCAGCAAAACACCAAUGUGCAGCAGCAACACCAUCAAACACACCAACAACAACAGCAAAACACCCAUGUGCAGCAGCAACACCAUCAAACACACCAACAACUGCAGCAAAACACCCAUGUGCAGCAGCAACACCAAACACAUCACCAACAACAACAGCAAAACACCCAUGUGCCGCAGCAACACCAUCAAACACACCAACAGCAAAACACCAAUGUGCAGCAGCACUACCAAACACACCACCAAAAGCAACAGCAAAACACCAAUGUGCAGCAGAAAUACCAUCAAACACACCAACAACAACACCAACAACAGCAAAACACCAAUGUGCAGCAGCACUACCAAACACACCACCAAAAGCAACAGCAAAACACCAAUGUGCAGCAGAAAUACCAUCAAACACAACAACAACAACACCAACAACAGCAAAACACCAAUGUGCAGCAGCACUACCAAACACACCACCAAAAGCAACAGCAAAACACCGAUGUGCAGCAGCAAUACCAUCAAACACACCAACAACAACAGCAAAACACCAAUGUGCAGCAGCAAUACCAUCAAACACACCAACAACAGCAACAGCAAAACACCAAUGUGCAGCAGCAAUACUAUCAGACACACCAACAACAACAGCAAAACACCAAUGUGCAGCAGCAAUACUAUCAAAUACACCAACAACAACAACAGCAAAUCACCAAUGUGCCUAACCUAGCUCCAGGAAUAAUCCCUCAAAUCCCUAUGGGCUUGAUGUUGCAAGCUCAAACUCUCCCUCCUCAACAAGUGACUUUCGUACAGUGGGAGCAACAGCAAUGGGUCAAGACUUCUCCUGAAACCAAGCUGUCUGCAUCCCCACAGUGGAUGAAGCCAAUGGUAUUACAGUUCAAGGAGGGCAACAACCCAGUCUUCAUUCAUCCACUCAGUGAGCAAGCUUCCAUUCCAAUCAAUCCAUGCCUCAUUACGGAUGAGCAAGAUGAAGAAUUUGAUGAUCUGCUUCUAUCAGAUGUGAUUAAGUUUGUUGAGGCUUUUCCUGCAAGCAUUCAACUGGCUCUACAGCAGCUAUCACAAGAAAGCUCCAGCUAUUCCUUUAUUCAGUUAGCAGAAGUUGUCUUGGAUGUUGGCAGGAAACCCAGAGCACGGUAUCUGAAGUCUGGGUUGAGUUCUGAAAUGAUGGAAAAAGUGCUGAAUCGUGAUGAGGUGACCAAGCAGGACUUGAAGGGUAUCUUGGAAGACAGCGGCUUUGCCAGGACAAGCAACAGUCAAGGCAUGGUCACGGAUACACUUCACAGACUUGGCCUGCUGGCAAACAUACAAGGAGAGGUCAUUGGCAUGACAGCCAAGGUUGAACACCCCCUUCCAGGAUGCCUCAGCCCAUUGUAUGAUAUAUUCAACAAGGGCAAGUCCAUUCUGGUUGUUGGACCUACAGGGGUGGGCAAGACAACUCUGUUGAGGGAAGCUGCAAGGGUGUUGAGUGAUGUGGAGAAGAAGAAUGUCAUGAUCAUUGACACAUUAUCAGAGAUAGCUGGAGAGGGAGACAUUCCACAUCAAUCUAUAGGAUCUGCUCGAAGAUUACAGGUUAUAGAAAGCAAUCUCCAGCACAAGGUCAUGAGUGAAGUGUACCAGAACCACAGACCUGAGAUUGUCAUCAUUGAUGAGAUAUCCAGUCUGGAGGAAGCAGAGAAGACCCUCGACAUGAAGCUACGAGGAAUCCAACUCAUCGCUGGUGUCCAGGGUAAGACCCUCGCUGAUGUCCUCCUGAACACUGCCCUCACACCUAUCACUGGUGGCAUCAAGGAGAGUGUGGGUUACCCAGGGGGAGUGCCAGGGAGGCUGAGGACCGGUCCUGUUGUGUUUGAUGUCCUGGUAGAGAUGCUCGACAUGGAGCGAUGGAUCAUCCAUUGGGACUUUCAGUGGGCCAUUGAUGCUGUUUUACCAGGUGGAAGGAGAACUCUUGAGGUGGAGGAGAGGAAAGUUGUCAAACUUGGAGGUGAUCCUGAUGGUGGACUGGGAGGUCAACAGGUCCUUGCAAUGCGGAUGUCUUCUACUUAUAAGAUAUACACACAGUGAGGUCUUAUAAGAUAUACACACAGUGAGGUCUUAUAAGAUAUACACACAGUGAGGUCUUGUUAUACACACAGUGAGGUCUUAUAAGAUAUACACACAGUGAGGUUUUAUAAGAUAUACACACAGUAAGGUCUUAUAAGAUAUACACACAGUAAGGUCUUGUAAGAUAUACGCACAGUAAGGUCUUAUAAGAUACACACACAGUAAGGUCUUGUAAGAUAUACACACACUGAGGUCUUUAAGAUAUACACACAGUAAGGUUUUGUAAGAUUUACUCACAAUGAGGCCUUCCAGAAGAUAUUACAUGAAAAGCAGCUGCUUUAUUUCAUACAGAAGAAAUUGCAUUACAAACAACUGCUUUAUUUAUUCCAAUCAAGGCCAGCAUUGUUAAAAUCGCAUUUACUGAUUUGAUAAGUUUUUUUUUUUGUUGCAAAGACUUUGCUCAUGUGACCAUGUGCAUAUUGGGCCAUCCAUAUUUAUUGAAGAGUAUAGAUGGAUAUCUGUCUCUUUUUUUUUUAAUUUCAUCUUGACUCCAGAGAUACAUUUUUAUGAUUUUUAAAUAAUUUAAAUGUAAAAGGAAUAUGUGUGCUUAAGCCAUCUAUUCCCCAUCAUUUAAAAGGAUUUUACUCUUGUGGACAAAAUUAACCCCUUAACUACUGAAUUCUCUCAUUCCCAUAGGCUUUAAUACAGGAACCACCCAGUUCCAGUAGGCUUUGGGUUAAUGCUGCUUUUCAGAUUAUUCAUUAUUUUAGAGUUUUAAUGUGUUUACAAGUCACCUAAAAAGAUAUUUGUAUACGACUAGGCCUAGCAACCUCAAAAACGGUUUACUCAGUAUACUAUGGACUAACAGAUAGUGAGUACGAACAAGUGAAGAAUAACUUAUAUCCCAUUCACAUAACCUAAGUGAACCUGUAACUAUUUAUUUGCACCACUUUCAAAUGAAUUUGGUCAAAAAAGAUAGCUCUUGGUGCCUUAUAUAAUUAUAUUGAAUAUUUAUUGAAUAAAUAUAUUGGCAAAUGGUUAAUUGUCUUUUAAAUGCAGAGUCACAUUAGUCCCAUAAUCAGGUCUUUAGUCUACCAAUUCUGCAGUUAGAUGUGAUUCUGAUUUUGUUUAAUAAAAGGAAAACCUCAGACCAACUUCCUUUGUUCAAUCCAUAUUUUAACAAAACCUUAAACCAAGUGUUGGUUUAAAUUUUUAGUUAAAUAUAGGCCAAAGAGAGUUUUAAUGACAGUGCAAUUAUCCAAAUAUCUAUCAUCAUUGAUUAGAAAAAGAAGUUUCACAAAUCUAGAUUGCCUAUCACUGUAAAAUAUGAUGCUGUGAGUGUGCUUCU